This is a messenger RNA of Tuber aestivum (summer truffle), 3081 nucleotides long. The record is from the annotation of a GenBank genome assembly. NCBI's taxonomy places the organism in Eukaryota, Fungi, Ascomycota, Pezizomycetes, Pezizales, Tuberaceae.
CCUAUGACCGGUGGGGUCGAUACUCUUGGCUUACUCGCACACUACUAUCGAUUGUUUGUUGCUCGUGGUUGCGGAGGCAACGAUGGCUCAGUACGAUACCGCGAGUAAACAGGGGUAGGCUCUGAUCUGAUAGCGAUAGAAUUGAUCUGAUAACAAGGAUGGCACGGGAAACGGAAACGAGGAGGCUAAAAAAAAAAAAUCAAUAAAAACAAGAAGGGAAAAAUUGUGCCCCUGCUAAACGAACCUCAAUCAGUCAAGGGCUACGCCGUGCUUUUUGCCCCUCCACGCCCCUCCAUAACUUGUUCCCCCCUCAGUCUUUAUCACCAUCGGUAGACAUCUCCACUCACUCUUGUUACAGCCUCUUCGUUCUAUUUGGAUAGAACGUUGGAAGGUGCUGAUAAAAGGACAGAUUUCUGGGUUUCAUCUUCAUCCCUGUCCGUGUUUCUGAGAGGUUCUUUUCUUUUCCAAUUUAUAUUUCCCUUCCUCACCUCGCCUUGCAUUUGCAGACUUUUCACUGCCACAUCUCUCAGCAGUAAGCUUCGCACUUCCGCUUCAUUCCCCUUAUCAACAACCCAUUCCUCCUGUCACUCUCCUACCCAACCUUCCAACCCCGAAAUCAGUUCUUCCCUAACCUUCAUUUAGUCAUAUAAACAAUGGUUUCUGCAUCAAAGGCCAAGCGUGAAGCCGAGCGUGCCGCGAAGCGUGCUGCCGGUGGUGAGGACAAACCGAAGAAGACCGCUGCCAGCAAGCUCGCUACCACACCCGGCUCAUCUAGGGCUGGAUCCAAGGCGACCUCUAAAGCAUCCUCAGUGAACGGCGAAGCUGUUGAGGGUACGGAUGAGAGGGCCUUGGCUAAACUUGAGAAGCUCGCUUUGCAGGAGGACGAGCACGGGCUCUCCGACCGUGUCACAACUGGUGUCCUCUCCUCGUUGGUGUCAUCUCGCGAUGCUAAAAUUUCUUCCGUCUCGCUUGUCUUCCAUGGUAGAGUUCUUAUCCAGGAUACCACACUCGAGUUGAAUUACGGUCGCCGAUAUGGGUUGCUCGGUGAGAACGGUUGCGGGAAAUCGACUCUGUUGAAAUCUAUUGCUAAGCGGGAGUUUCCCAUUCCUGAGCACAUUGAUAUCUAUCUGCUCAAUGAGCCUGCCGAUAAGACCAGCUUGGGAGCCCUUGACUACGUUGUUACUCAAGCUCAGGAAGAGCUGAAGAGAUUGGAGACACUGGCUGAAGAGAUAUUGGAGACUGAGGGUCAUGACAGUCCGAUUUUGGAAGAUCUUUAUGAGGUUCGGUCACCCCUAACUCCCCCGUUUCUCCACCUUUCCAGCACGUUCAGCCUCACCAGAUCUGAUCCCAUUACCGAUGUCUCUGGUAUAUCUCGGAAUUACUGACAGUCUGUUUAGCGUAUCGACAGUAUGGACCCCUCAACAUUCGCCACCCGGGCGUCUCUUAUCUUGACUGGUUUGGGUUUCAACCCUGUAACUAUGGGCAAGCAUACGAAGGACAUGUCCGGAGGCUGGCGUAUGCGUGUUGCAUUGGCGAAGGCUUUAUUCGUCAAACCCUCCCUGCUUCUUUUGGACGAUCCUACCGCCCAUUUGGACUUGGAGGCAUGUGUGUGGCUUGAGGAGUAUCUGAAGAAAUGGCCACGUACCCUUGUUUUGGUUUCUCACUCGAUGGAUUUCUUGAACGGUGUCUGCACCAACAUGAUCGAUAUGAGACUGAGAAAGCUCAUCUACUAUGGCGGUAACUACGAUGCGUGAGUACUCUCCUGGCGGCAGCUUGCGCGCUUUUGUGAUUGCUGACUCCCAUGAUCUUGCAGCUACGUUAAGACCAGAAGUGAGCAAGAGACGAACCAGAUGAAACAAUACCACAAGCAGCAAGAGGAGAUCGCGCAUAUUAAGAAGUUCAUUGCUUCUGUAAGUAAUAUCUUGUAAAAUAUUGCGGUGCUCCAUGCUUACAUUCUCUAGGCGGGUACAUAUGCCAAUUUAGUUAGGCAAGCCAAAUCUCGUCAGAAGAUUCUCGACAAGAUGGAGGCGGAUGGUCUGAUCGAGAAGGUUAACCCUGAUCGAGUCUUCUCUUUCCGUUUUGCCGACGUCGAGAAGCUUCCCCCACCAGUGCUUUCGUUUGAUGACGUUACCUUUUCCUACUCUGGUAAUGCUAAGGAUAAUCUUUACGAAAACCUUGAUCUUGGCGUGGAUAUGGACUCCCGUGUGGCACUUGUCGGACCCAAUGGUGUUGGGAAGUCGACCCUUCUUAGAAUCAUGACUGGAAAGCUUCAGCCGAGAAACGGAUCGGUCAGCCGACACACUCACUUGAAGUUGGGAAUGUACUCCCAGCACUCGGCUGAGCAGCUUGAUCUUACCAAGUCGGCUUUGGACUUUGUGCGUGACAAGUACCGAGAGAAGAGCCAAGAUUACCAGUACUGGAGGCAGCAGCUCGGAAAGUAUGGUCUGAGUGGAGAUUCUCAGACGGCUUUGAUGGGGACCUUGUCCGAGGGCCAGAAGUCUCGAAUUGUCUUUGCUCUGCUUGCCAUCGAGUCCCCAAAUAUGUUGUUGCUUGACGAACCUACCAACGGUCUGGAUAUCCCUACUAUUGACAGUUUAGCGGAGGCUAUCAAUGCAUUCGAUGGUGGUGUUGUCGUCGUGUCUCACGAUUUCCGGUAAAUGCCCCUUUUCGGAAUAAUUCAUGACUGUCGUGUACUAACCGCUCUACCCCAGGCUCCUCGAUAAGAUUGCCAAGGAUAUCCUUGUGUGUGAAAAUAAGACGGUUAGGCGGUGGGAGGGUUCAAUCGGUCAAUACAAGAACCACCUCAGAAAGAAGAUGCAAUCCACCGGAGCUGUCUAAGCAAAAGUCUUUUGUGUAUUCGGUGUUUUUUUUUUUACGCUCUGGUUUCUUUCUUUUUUCCCCUGGACUACAGAAUGAUAGAACGUCCGUUGGACCGGUCGGUACAUGGUGGUGGGGUGGGGUCGCGAGGUUUACGGAAUCAUGAUGCACUUAACGGCAGAUGGAUAGGUCUUGAAAACGAGAAUGAGAGCCUUGUUAGGGUAGGGCGAUGAGAGUAGCUGAUGAUAAUAAUGAUUAAAAUGA